GAGAGAACAAAGGGGUAAGAAAAUCAGGAUAGCGUAAUGAAAGGAAAGGAAGAUAUUUUUAAAACGAUGUUGCGCUUUUCAUUCUGAGAAGUGAGAAUUGGAUAUAACGGGUAAUCUUAAAGUGUGUUUUGAGGAUUUAAUGGUUCAUAGGUUCAUACCUAUACACUGAGGAAAAUAUCACUUAUUCCUCAAAUUUAUUGCCUUGCAGUUGAUUUUAAGAAUGAUUUGGGAUAGAGGAAUUUUUUUCAGCUAACUAUGGUCCAGUUCUUUAUUUUUUAUAUAUUUUUCAAUUACAAUUAACAAUAUUAUUUUGUAUUAGUUUCAGGUGUACACCAUAGUGGUUAGAUAAUCAUAUACUUGGCAAAGUGUUCCCCCUGAUAUUUCUAGUACUCACCUGGCACCAUUCAUAUUUAUUGCAAUAUUGUUGACUAUAUUUCCUAUGCUGUACUUAAUGCUCUAUUUCUUUCUCUUUUGGAGUAUAAGGAAGUCCAAGAAAAAAAUACUUAUCGGGUAAUAUCUUUAUUAUACUGUUUGACACGGGACUUUUUCUUUAUUCCCAAUGACAGAUCAUUUUGUCUCCUGGUAUCUCGUUUCAGCUAUUUUUUGUUGUUACUAAUGAGUAGAAAUACAUUUCUGUCCCCUUAUCUUUCUAAUGAACUUGGGAGAUGAGAUGCAAAUGCCUUAGGAAUAUUGAUUUGAGUGAAUUUAAUGCUUUUUUUUUUCUGUGUAUUUACAGAUGGGGCGUGAGUGGGUUUGGUUGGAUUCUGAACAAGACUAUCCCAAUGACUCUGAGUUGAGCAACAACUGCAGGUCCCUCUUCAGCUCGUGGGACUCCAGUCUGGAUCUUGAUGUGGGCAGCUGGAGGGAAACUGAGGAGCCAGGGACUGAGGAAUUAGUGGAAAGCAGCCCAGGGACAGAAUCUAGUGAGCUGCUUAUGGGGGACGGAGGCAGUGAGGAAUCUCAGGAAGAGACACAGCAAAUCAGCCACCAGAACCUCCUCCACUUUCUCUCUGAGGUAGCUUAUUUAAUGGAGCCAUUGUGCAUUAGCAGCAAAGAAUCAAGUGAAGGUUGCUGCCCUUCACCUGAUACCAGACAAGAGGAAAGGGAAAUUGAAGCUACUGAAGGAGAUGAGGAACCCUGCAGAGAGCCUGAAGAGCUUUCAGCUAAGGUAGAACCAUUGGUAGCUGAGGAGUCACUGGGAGAAAAUGGAAGGCCAGAGAUGGCUCCAGCUCCCUCAGAUAUUUGUGCAGUUUGGGGACUACCAACAGAGAAUGAAGAGGGAGAGGUUCAGCAAGAAUCCAAAGAAGAGGACCAGGGCGAAGGGUAUGUGUCAGAGAUGGAAGACCGGCCCUCCUCAGGUGAGUGUGAUGAUGGCUCUAGCAUUCAGGAGGCUCCUCUGGUGGAUGUCCUUUUCAGCCAUUCUACUUCCUCAAAUCUGUCUGAUCUAAGCCAGAGUGAUCCUGUUCAGGAUCACUUACUAUUUAAGAAGACUCUCCUGCCAGUAUGGAAGAUGAUUGCCAGUCACAGGUUCAGCAGUCCUUUUCUGAAGCCAGUGUCAGAAAGGCAGGCCCCAGGAUACAAGGAUGUGGUGAAAAGACCCAUGGACUUAACUACCCUGAAAAGGAAUCUGUCUAAGGGGCGGAUUCGCACCAUGGCACAAUUCCAGCGAGACUUGAUGCUGAUGUUCCAGAAUGCUGUGAUGUACAAUGACUCUGAUCAUCAUGUGUAUCAUAUGGCUGUGGAGAUGCAGCGAGAAGUCCUGGAGCAGAUUCAGGUGCUGAGUAUUUGGCUAGACAAAAGAAGAAACUUAAAUAGUCUGGAAUGAGAACCAGCCAACCCAGCGCAUGAUGAAAAACCUGUUUUGUUAACCUGGAACUGCUACCCUGACCUUUUCUGGAAUUUGGACCUCUCAUUGAGACUGAUCCAGAGAAGAUCCCAGUACUUGUUUACCUUCUCUGUUGUCUUUCAUAAUAAGAAUAAUACCUUAACUCACAACCUAGGAGUCAAAGAUGCCUGUGGACAUAAUUUUAAGAAAAGGGGGGAAACUUAUUUGAUGUAAUAAAUAUCACCCAUAUCUUUGUUCUAUAUCUAUAGGCUCAAUUUAGAGGUAAUUGGAUUAGACCUCUUAUGACUGCUCUAUAAAUAA
Messenger RNA from Myotis daubentonii (Daubenton's bat), 2146 nucleotides. Its product is annotated as bromodomain-containing protein 8-like. Lineage: Eukaryota; Metazoa; Chordata; Mammalia; Chiroptera; Vespertilionidae. The record is from RefSeq and is a predicted model, not a curated record. The transcript has 7 exons. The coding region runs from base 737 to 1825 and encodes 362 amino acids.